GCGAGGUCUAUUGUUGCUAUUGGAAAAUAUAUGCUGAAGGGAAGGUUAUUGGUGACGUCACGUAUCACGUGGCCGAUUCUCCAAUAUUCAGUUCCAGUGACAUAAACACAUCAAUGAUCAGUGCUCUAUUUGGAAGGAACUGAAAGAUUCAAGUUAGAUUAAAAAAAAACAGAAACGGGUACAGAAGAGAACAAACUGUUAAGCUCAAAGAGAAUCGAUAUUCUUUGUUUUGGACGUUGGUGAGAUGAAAAUUAGGACAUGGAAUCGUAACAUACUCUUAACAGUGGUUUUAGGGGUUUUAUAUCUGGGAUUCUCAACGACAUGGGGUAGGGAAGUUUCCACCAAUCACUGGUAUGUGGAAUUAGAUGGUGAUGGGGGGAUAGAGGCAGCAAGGGAAGUGGCCAAAAGAACUGGAUUUACAUACGUGAGACCGAUUUUAGGUUCUUCAAAUGAAUUUCAUUUUGUGCAUUCCGCUGUGCCAAACAUCAGGACCAAAAGAAGUAUUGGCCAUACGAGAUUACUUAAGGCUCACCCAAAGGUAAAGCGAGCCGUACAACAGACGGGGUAUCUUCGAGUGAAGAGAGGAUUUAAGCCAAGAAUUACCGGAGUUCCAGUGUCUGAAAUUAAGCUUAAGUUACAGUCAAUGGAUGACGAUAAAUUCAAAGAUGUGAACGUCCAUAUUGACAACAACAAAAGUCCAACAGAUCCCCUGUUUAAAAAAGAAUGGUUUUUGAAAAAUGUAGGACAGUCUGGUGGAAUUCCCGGUUUGGAUCUGAAUGUGGAGGCAGCCUGGGCCCGAGGCUUUACUGGUAAAGCCAUAACGACGGCCAUCAUGGACGAUGGAAUCGAUUACCUACACGAAGAUCUCCGACAUAGUUAUAAUGCCAAAGCCAGUUACGAUUUCAGCAGUAAUGAUCCAUAUCCUUACCCCCGAUACACCGACACCUGGUUCAACAGUCACGGUACAAGAUGCGCUGGUGAAGUUUCUGCUGCCAGAGACAACAAUAUAUGUGGAGUUGGCGUAGCCUACAACUCACGCGUAGCAGGUCUACGAAUGCUGGAUCAGCCCUUUAUGACUGAUCUUAUAGAAGCUAACGCCAUGGGUCAUAUGCCCAAUGAUAUCGAUAUAUACAGCGCCAGCUGGGGGCCAACGGAUGAUGGUAAAACUGUAGACGGACCUCGAAAUAUGACCAUGAGAGCCAUUGUUAAAGGCGUGAACGAGGGAAGACAUGGAUUGGGUAACAUCUAUGUAUGGGCUUCUGGCGACGGGGGAGCAGACGACGAUUGCAACUGUGACGGGUAUGCCGCCAGUAUGUGGACAAUUUCCAUCAACUCUGCCACCAACGACGGACAGACAGCCGGAUACGAUGAAUCUUGUUCUUCUACUCUUGCCUCUACAUUCAGUAAUGGCAAAAGCACUUUAAGAGAUGCUGGCGUGGCCACAACUGAUUUGUACAACAACUGUACCACAACUCACUCGGGAACGUCUGCAGCCGCACCGGAAGCCGCUGGUGUUUUUGCACUAGCACUUGAAGCAAACCCCAAACUGACCUGGAGAGACAUGCAACACUUGACAGUAUUAACCUCUAAGAGAAACAGCCUGUUUGAUCCUUUCCUGAAGCACCACUGGAAGUACAAUGGAGCAGGGCUGGAGUUCAACCACUUGUUUGGUUAUGGAGUUCUAGAUGCCGGCGGCAUGGUAGAUUUGGCACAAAAAUGGAAACCUCUUCCAGAGCGAUUCCACUGCACAGCUGGAAGCGUCAAGAGAGAAGUAAAAUUUGGAACAGAGCAACCCAUUGAGUUAAAAAUUGACACUGAUGCUUGCAAGGGAAGCGACAAUGAAGUAAACUACUUGGAGCACGUGCAAGUCUUUGUCACAUUGAAAGCUUCCUACAGAGGAAAUGUCGUUAUGUUUGUGACGUCACCAAUGAACACAACAACUAUGGUGCUGAGUCAGCGACCAAAUGACGAUGACCACAAGAAUGGUUUUACUCGAUGGCCCUUCAUGACGACCCAUACGUGGGCGGAGAACCCGCGAGGCCUUUGGAAGCUACAGAUUUCAAUGGCCCCUGGAAAGAACAAUGCUAUGGAUACCGGAACCUUCUUUGAGUGGACUUUGAUUCUACAUGGCACAAAGGAAGCGCCGUACGAUAAACAGGUCGAAGAUGAAGAAAAGCACGUCAAACUUUACAAAGUUAAAAGGAUUCAUGCCGCCAUGAAGAAGGCUUAAACAUCAAUCUAGAUGUUCUCUUUAGAGCUGUUGUUAGUAAAAAUAAAAGAUAACGAAAAAGAUAGAGAAUAUCUUAAGAAAAUAAAUUAUUUGAAUCCGAUUGCCCUUAAUAUAAUAAUGUACCAAAUGUCACCAUUCAAAUUUUGUGCUAAAAAAUAAAUCCCAAAUUUUAUAAGUAAGCAAAUUAUAUCUAAAAGGGCAAAGUUUUUUUUUUCUUUUAACGGUUAAGAUGCAUGUGUAAGUCUAACUUUAAGUAAACUUGAAAAUAUAAAGCCAGUAUUGUUGAUGUUGAAAUGGAUUAUAUAUUUACAUCGUCUAUCAUUCUGUUAGGAGUUAGAACAGAAAAAGUAAUUAAAGAAAUUUUGUUGUUAUUAAUUGUUGUUAAUGUUGUUGUUAACGAAGUUUGGGAUAUUUCAAAACUAUUUCCCCUUUUAAUGUUUACUUCAAACAUCAAAAUAUUUUUAAUAUUAAAUCUAUUCUUAUGCAUGCAGUAUUAAUUUUUGACACGAAUUAAGUCCCCCCAGAUGAGAGAAUUCAGGCCCUAUUGAAUUCUUCAAGAAAACAAAUAUAUUGAAUAAAAGGUCAAUUUUGGAUCAGAGAAGAAUGCAAUAUAUUUGUAAAAUUCUUUGAAUGAAAUAUAUAUACAUGAACCACAAGACUGAAAAAAAAUUGGUGAAAUUGUAUUGCAAUAAUAAAAGGUCAAUGAAGAAUGGCAUUUUUAAAUGAAAUAUAAAUACAUGAAUUACAAGAUUAUAACAAACAUUUGUUUAAGUUUGCUGUAUCCUUUUUGUUGUUUUACUUUUAUAACAGUUAUUUACCAAAAAGCAAAAUUAAAAAAAAUGCAUUUGACUUUUGAAGUUAGAAUUCACUUGAAUGUUCAUUUUGCCAAGUUCUAUGUAUGCAAUUCGAUGAUCUUAUAAUUCGAUUUUAUGCAAAUUGACUUCAGAGAGAGAAAAAAUGUAAAUUGAUUUUUCAUAAAUGUUUAAGGCGAAACUAUAAUUAAUCAAAGUGGAAUAUUGGCAUUAUCUUAAUAUCAUUUUGAAAAAUUAUCAAAUAAAUUUAAUCUUUCUAAA
Saccostrea cuccullata (small rock oyster) is the source of this 3303-nucleotide messenger RNA. RefSeq names its product neuroendocrine convertase 2-like. Gene Ontology annotation, molecular function: serine-type endopeptidase activity. Lineage: Eukaryota; Metazoa; Mollusca; Bivalvia; Ostreida; Ostreidae. Gene Ontology annotation, biological process: peptide hormone processing. The transcript is spliced from 13 exons. The coding region runs from base 245 to 2230 and encodes 661 amino acids. The record is from RefSeq and is a predicted model, not a curated record. Gene Ontology annotation, cellular component: neuron projection; membrane.